AUGUCCGCCUGCAACACCUUCACGGAGCACGUGUGGAAACCAGGCGAGUGCAAGAACUGCUUUAAGCCCAAGAGCCUGCACCGCCUGGCCGAGGGUGGCCUGAAGACGACAGCUCCUGAGCAACCCUCCCAGCAACAGAGCCAACCCCCUGCUGGAACUAGACCCAACGGCAACAGCUCCCAGAGGGGAGGCGGAGGCGGUAGCAGUGUCUCAGCUCGCUCUGGCCACUUCCGCCCUCCCGUGGCUAAGAAGCCCACAAUCGCUGUCAAGCCCACCAUGAUGCUGUCCUGCUCUUCCGCCGACCUGGACUUGGAGGGAAACCUACAUCGGCCGCCAGACGCUGGUGAACCCGGCAAAACUUCUGCCUUUACCGUCUGGACCCGCAAUGGGAUGAACCGCAAGAAGCCCGGCGGGCAUAACAACAAUGAAGGGGAAUAUGCCGGGGAGGAGAUUGAGCGUUACAGACAGCGCAGUCGGCACGCACCCAGUGGUAAUGACAAUGGUUUGACUGACAUGCUCAAGGAGAUUGCGGGCCUGGGCUCUGGCCCCAGCGCCUUGUCCGGGUCGAAGGACCUCUUUUUGGGGCGCAUCAGCAACUCCUUCCAGCGCUCUUUAGAGAGAGGACUCCCCGCUUCUGGUUGCUUGGCCAUUGGGAGCAGCAGCGGCAGUGGAGGGGCCGCCCAAAAGAGGGUGUCCCUCAGCAACAGCAUGGAGGUCAUCAGCACCGAAGGAGGGCGCUUCUGCUACCCUGAGUUCUCCAGCGAAGGAGAGGACGAUGAUGAGGAUGAAGAUGACGAAAGUGAAGGGAACGACGACGAUGAACACGAGAGCUGGGAUGAGAGUGACGAGGAGCUUCUAGCUAUGGAGAUCCGUAUGCGGGGCCAGCCGCGCUUCGCCAACUUCCGUGCCGCCACACUUUCCCCAGUCCCCUUUGCCCAGGGGAAGAAGUGGAACACUGUACCGUUACGUAACCGCUCACUCCAGAGGAUCUGCGCCGUGGACUAUGACGACAGUUAUGAUGAGAUCCUUAAUGGAUACCCCUCCACGGACGCCAUUGGAGGCCACAGUCUCCUUCCGUACGGCCCUAAUGACCUGCAGGGCAGCGGCUUCCUCUCCAAUUCGGAGUGCACCACUUCCCCCGAGUCUUCAUCAUCGCUGCCGGAGGACUUACGCACCACUUCCAGCUGCAGCAGCAGUGCUCCCUGUGGCCCCCUGAGAAACGGCCUGCACUCCCCCUCCGCUUUCAGAACACCGGCCCUCCAGGCUGCUGGUACAGACAAGGAACAACAGACCCAGAAGGCUGUCAGUCCACCCAAAGUCACGGAGACCCACAAGGCUGUUCUCGCCAUCCAAUUGGAGGAUCAGGACUGCAGGGAGGGCUUACCUAUGCCCCAAGCUCUUCCCGGGCAGCCGGUGACGAUCAGCUUCAGCCCCACAGAGGAGCAAGCCAAACCUUACCGUGUGGUCAACCUGGAGAAGCAUCUUAUAUGUAAGCCCUACACAGUGGUGGACGUGUCUGCAUCCAUGGCUAGCCCAGAGGAACAAAACCAAGACAGCACUCCCAAACAACCAAAGACUCCCAUUAUCCCCUCUUCCUACCCCAUCUCCCCCUUAUGCCAGCCUCUGUCUCCAGCCUCGCCCAUGUCCCUAUCAUCUCCCAUCUCCCCCACAUCCACCACACCCUCUGUCUUCCAGGGCAAUGCCAGCAAGAAACCAGGUGCCAUCCGCUACCAGGAGGUGUGGACGUCUAGCACCAGUCCCCGUCAGAAGAUUGCCAAAUUGGAUCUGGAGUCCACUGGAGCAUCUGGCCCUGCUGUCCCACCUCGCAACUGCAGCCACAAGUCGGCCCCCACCUCCCCCAUUGCUGGCCUCUCCUCCUCUCGAACUGUACCUGUGAAAUCCCCUAACCUGUCCGAGAUCAAGUUCAACAGCUACAACAACGCAGGGAUGCCCCCCUUCCCUAUCAUCAUCCGGGAUGAUACCACAUAUUCCCGCAGAUCCAAGAACGCCGUCAAGGUGCCUAUCGUCAUCAACCCAAGUGCUUACGACAACCUGGCGGUGUAUAAGAGCUUCCUGGGUCUAAGCGGGGAGGUGCCCCAACUAAAGGAAGGGAGAGUGGCUAGCCACACUUACGAAGAGAUCGGCUCCUCAGAGAGUGUCCAGCCUUCUCCUACAGAGAAAACUAGCGGUAAAGCGGCAUCAGAGAAAGCUGCUGCUGAAGAAAGGAGAGCCGCUGCAGCAGCCCUGAUAAGACAGGAGCUAACCGCCAGAACCACUAAAGACACGACCAUAGCUGCGAGCAUGGCUGCUGGUGCUGUUUCUCCUUCAGCUUCCACAUCGAUUGCUGUUCCAACUCCUCUCACUGUCGCUGCCAUCUUGGCCAAAAGCAGCUCCAGUUCAGCCACUAGUGGGCGCACUCGCAAGAUCAGUGGGGAGACAACAUCCAGCAGAGAGGGGAGCACUGACUUCCCUCUGUCAUCAGGCACUGGGACAGGCCACCGGGAGAAGGCCAGCACUGUGUUGUCCCAGAUCGUUGCCUCUAUCCAGCCCCCACAGUCUCCCCCAGAGUCACCUUCCCCACAUUCUAAAGCCUGCAGUAUCGAGGAGCUGUACGCCCUCCCACCCAAUGCCACCAAAGAAACACUCAGUCGACCCAAGUCUCUUUUCUCCUCCACUGACAGCUGCCUGUCCAAACCCAGGAAGGACACACCCUCUAAGCAGCUGCCCAAAUCCCAGAGUGCCUCAGCAGCCGUGCCCCUGUCCAGCCCCACCAAGUCAGAGCCCAACGCUCCAUUCCCCCCUCCCAGAUCCACCUCUUCCCCAUACUACGCCUCCAACAUCCUUCAGAGGCACUUUGGCCACUGGACCAAGCCUGCCGCCUCCAGCUCCCCCUCGCGCCCCAGUGACGGAGAGACCAGCCCAGGUGGAGGGGAGGGGAGACGGGUGGCGGCAGAGAGCGCCAAGCCCAAACGCUGGAUCUCCUUCAAGAGCUUCUUCCGCCGGCGGAAGGAAGAGGACGAACAGCGGGAGAAGGCGCAGAAGGAGACGAAGAAGGGCAAGCUGGUGGGGCUGGACGGGACGGUCAUCCACAUGCUGCCACCUCCACCCAUCCAACGCCACCACUGGUUCUCUGAGGCCAAGAACGAGGACCCCAGUCAGAAACCCACCAUCAUAUUCACCUACAAGCCAGACGGCAGCGCCUCCGGUGACUGGGAGGGGGAACUGCGGGUGGAGGAAUGUAGAGAAACUGCUCUGCUGUCCCCAGAGGAGAGCCGAGACAUCAGACCAUCUACCACCGAGACUGCCCUCCACUGCAAGGCCAUCAGGUAA
This is a messenger RNA of Coregonus sp. 'balchen', 3330 nucleotides long. Lineage: Eukaryota; Metazoa; Chordata; Actinopteri; Salmoniformes; Salmonidae. The record is from the annotation of a GenBank genome assembly.